AUGGAUGAGGGAGUUGAAAACGCUGCCCCAAGAAGGUCUAUCAGACGAAAGACAAUCAAAAGACCCAGUCCGAUAAAAGGUUUAGAUGGGGAAGAUGAAGAAAUGAAGAAACCCAGGAGAAGAAAAGUUUCCUCUUUACACUUGGAAGAAUUAAAUGAGCCCUUGGUGUGUUAACAAAUAAUGGAGUAAUACAUCCUUAGGAAAGCACAAGCGGAUCUGAUUACGAAGAAAAGAAAACGACCAGAAAAAGUAAAGCUAGAGGAGCCCUACGGAGUAAAAGGGAUGGAAACCCAAGUUCAAAGACAGAAGGGGGAAAAGGAAAAGCAAGAAAGAGAACGAAGGAGACGAAUACUAAGGCAUUCAAAGACACCAAAGUGAGUUUUGUUAAAUUUGCAUUACUUAUGGUUUAGGAAGAAAUCGGCUUUAAGAUUCAGUCCAAAAGUUCCGGAUCCCAGGAAGAUCAUAAAGAACCAGAAGACGAUGACAACUCGGAAGUGAGUCAAAAACUUUAGAAUAAGUUAAGUAUCAGCACGAAUUCGAAGACAUGGAGCCCGAAUUACCUGAAUUGGAAGCUCCUAGAAUGUGGACAGAGAUUUUGGCUCAAGAACCUGGCUCUUCUAAGCAAGAAGACGUCAUGGACGACAGUGGGACUGACGAUGAGUCUGACGAUGACAAAUGGCAUGAUAUAGAAAACACCAAACUACCUGCCCCAACGGUUGAAGUGAAGUUGAAGAAAGAGGAUUUGGAGAGAAAGGAGGAUAGGAUAAUUAGAGCUGAGAUUGAGAAGAUUCUUCGGGAAAGAACUGAGGACAUUUCUAAGGUCGGUUUUACAGCUGUUUUUAUUGGUUAUUAUGGAUUUAGGUGGUAUUUGUCUCAAUGAUUGGACAUGGAAGAUAUCUAAUGAAGGUUAUGCUCUCUGUAUUGGACGAUAAAACAUGGAAUCCUGAAUGGUCAGAAAAGUUGGAAGAUAAAAUAAAAUAUGGAGUUUUGGACGAGGAAAUUUUGGGCGAAUUUAAAGAACAGUUGCAGAACAUCUCGGAAAAUGUAAAGAUCUCAGACCAGGCAGAAAGAUUCAAGGAUUUAUACAGUCAGAGAAGUUAUUACGACCAGCGCGAUCUGGGUACUGUAAGUGUAUGGACUUGCACAAUAUGGUCCUAGGUAUUGGCCUUGUUCUUAAUGAGAUCUGAGGUGGAUAUUAGAAUUGGUAUCGCAUUUGAUGUUCCGGUGAUUCCUCCAUUGAAAAAUGCGAAGAAAAAAGAGAAUUUGUCUUAUAAAGGACCAUAUUAUUUUAUUGAAUAUUGGUGCGAAACCGGAAAAAAACACAUUUGUAAGUUAUUUUAAGGUUACAAGCACUGCCUAAAUUUUAUUCAUGCCUUUUCUUAGACUCAGGGGUUCCUGCACAAGACCGGUACACGAAAAAAGAAAUUGCUUCAGAUGAUCUGAAAUCUUCCCAUUAAUUGUUUUUGAAACCUUGCAGUACCUCUUGCGUAGUAUUAUGCUCUAACAUGACCCUAACUUUUAAAUCUCGGAGGCCUGACUGCAUAGAGCCGUUCGGUCUUUACCAUUGCAUCUCACAUAGUCAAUACGGCAAUGUUUACUCUUCAGCGGAACCAUUAGAAAAAUUGAAGUACAGGGUGGUUCAGCUAAGUUCGCGGAUGUAAAAUGCUUAUAACUUUUUAUAGGAUUGUUCAAUUUUUAUGACCAAUACCUCAUUUUAUUCCUUAGUAGUUACCAUUUUGUUUAAAAAAAAUAUCAUUAAAAAUAAUCAGUCCUACGUCGAGUUAUGAUCCUUCAAAGUCAAACAUGCUUUUUCACGUAAAUUUUUAAGAAAUUUAUGGAUUUUUUCGGAUUUUCAGAUUUUUUUGAUUCCAUCGUAUUCUACGCAAAAUUCUAUGACUUCUGAAGCCCACUUACAAUUUACAAUUAUCGACCGGUCGAAAGUUAUAAGCGAUUUUCGAGAUUUUUCGGAAAUUUUCAGAUUGAAGCGUGAAAAGGCAAGUUUGACUUUGAAGGGUCAUAACUCGACGUAGGAUUGAUCAUUUUUAAUCAUCUUUUUUUUAUACAAAAUGGUAACUACUAAGGAAUAAAAUGAGCUAUUGCUCAUAAAAAUUGAGCCAUCCUAUAAAAAGUUAUAAGCAUUUUACAUCCGCGAACUUACGAGGGAAUGGUCUGAACUUCCCCCAACGUUUAGGAAAAUGACUAGUACAGGUGGAUAAAGCAGGUCAACUUUGGUGAAAAGAGCCAUUUUCCAGCUGCGAAAUAAGCCUAGCCGACGAGAAAAAUCGACCGAAAGUUGCUCAAAAAUUUGCUCUUUCUCUUCCCUCGGAAAAGAAGAGCGGUGUCCAGUGGUUCGGUUAGCCGAGUGGAUAGAGCAUCCGCUCGAUAUUCUUUUGGGGGUUGGUUCGAUUCCGGGGUCUCGCGAAGGACGGUGAUAAGGCUUUGAUGAGCAAGAUCAAACUCUAACAACCCAAAAAAAUAUUUUGCCAUUUUUAUACGUUUUAUAGAGGCAUUAUAACAAAACAAUAGUCGUCAACAAAUGAAUUUUUGGGUGCUUCCGGACCUUCAAAGCAAUGGAACGUCGAAUUUAUACUCGUUUGGUGAUAGACUUGACUUUGAAAAAGACAAAAUAUUUUUUUUUGGGUUGUUAGAGUUUGAUCUUGCUCAUCAAAGCCUUAUCACCGCACGUCAAACUGAGAUAAGCUAAAACAGUCCGGUGAAUGGAUUGGCAAUUUGCGAAAAAAAGACUCGAAAAAACGUUUUGUCGAGGAAGAAAUGGGGAAUUUUUGGGGCGAGAGAGUACGCUUUUGCGUGUCUUUUUUCUCUCUUUCUCUGCGAAAUCAAGACGAAGUGUAAAAAACCAAUAGCGAAAGGUCUAUUCCGGUCACCGGACUCCUCAGUUUGACGUGCACCGUCCUUCGCGAGACCCCGGAAUCGAACCAACCCCCAAAAGAAUAUCGAGCGGAUGCUCUAUCCACUCGGCUAACCGAACCACUGGACACCGCUCUUCUUUUCCGAGGGAAGAGAAAGAGCAAAUUUUUGAGCAACUUUCGGUCGAUUUUUCUCGUCGGCUAGGCUUAUUUCGCAGCUGGAAAAUGGCUCUUUUUACCAAAGUUGACCUGCUCUAUCCACCUGUACUAGUCAUUUCUCUAAACGUUGGGGGAAGUUCAGACCAUUCCCUCGUUAGCUGAACCACCCUGUAUUGUUGCGCAAUUACAGUAAUAAAAAAUGACCAAGUUGAUGCGGUUUUUAUUACAGAUUCUAGGUCUAGAGGUUUUUUUGUUGGAUUUUCGAGAUAUUUCAAUUGGGGCAUUGUGUUCGCGAACCUCGCACAUUAAAUACGUUUUUGACUAUGUUCACGAAUGCAAUCGUAAACAUAUGGCUCUGCGCCAUCAGGUUUCCGAGGUAUAAAAACUUGUGUUUAAUUUCAGGCCAUUUGAAGCAAUUCUGCGUGUGUGUUUUCAUUUUCCGUGUAGUUAGGGCUCUCUAGUCUAAUUGUAAGAAACAACGUGGUUUAAUUGUUUUAGGCAUUAAUUUGGAAACAAUGAAGAUGGGAGACGCAGAAGGGCUUGAGAAGUCAUGGAAACGAGAGUGCCACUAUGUUUUCACCUUCGAUAAAGAUAAGGAUAAAUUUACGGAAUCUAAACUCGUGUUUUAGAUAUGAAAGUUAAGGAUCUAAGUGGAAUUUAUUGUCAAGAUUAUCUAAAGUUGGCGUUCAGAAAAGGUCGGCACACUCAAGGUUUUCUUCAGGAAGUUUUGUCAUCUUCCGUGAGUUGAAUUAGGAUCUAAUUUUACAUAAACAGCUCCUUAAACCGGAUUCCCAGAUAGAUUUGGAGGAAGAUGAACAAAUAAAGAAGCACUUGCUCUCCCAGCCGAUGCCAAAGUCCUUAAAUGAAUUUAAAAAUCAUCCAUUGCAAGUUUAUUUGGAUUGGCAAGGUAUAAUACUAUUAUAGAUAUGUCCUCGAAAAAGAUCUUUUGAAGUUCGAGGCUAUAUAUCCCAAGGAUAUUAAGUCGUUUGGCGAAGUCAGAGGUCAUAAAAUUUACCCCCGAGAAGCGGUUCAUGUCCUCCAAGGGGAACUUAACUGGAUUCGAAUGGCCAGAUCUGUAAAAGUAAGUGAAUAUUACAGUUAUUUAUGUCGAAAUUACAAUCAGGAAGGCGAGGAACCUUUCAAAGUCGUCAAAGCAAGACCGAAGCUGAGUAUUCCAGUGGAAGAGAGAGUCCCUUUGUUUUUGAAUACCUUCGGAUAUUGGCAGACUGAACCUUAUGUACCACAAAAAGUUGUAAAUGUAAGUGGUGAAAUGAUGUGUAAAAUAUUUUGAUUUAGGGAAAAAUACCAAGGAAUGAAUACGGUAAUGUGUAUAUGUAUCAGCCAGACAUGGUGCCCGAGGGAUGUGUUCAUCUGAAGCUGAAUGGAAUUCAGAACAUCAGCCGCCAAUUGGGAGUGGAUGCGGUCCCUGCUGUAGUCGGAUGGGAGUUUAGUGGAGGAAGGAAUCAUCCUUUGUAAGUUCGGGAAUAUUGAUCAUUUAUUUUAAGAUUGGAGGGUUGUGUGGUUUUAAAAGAACAUGAACAAGCAUUAAGAGAUGCCUGGAGUGAAUGGAACGAGAUAAGAGAACAGAAAAAAAUACAGAAAACUGAAGACAGGAUGGUCACCUUGUGGAAGCGGUUUGUAAGAGGAAAAAUCCUGCUCGAGAAGAUGAAGAAAAAGUAUAAAAUCUAA
Molecule: messenger RNA, 4715 nt
Organism: Bursaphelenchus xylophilus (pine wood nematode)
Lineage: Eukaryota; Metazoa; Nematoda; Chromadorea; Rhabditida; Aphelenchoididae
Source: the annotation of a GenBank genome assembly